This is a messenger RNA of Penicillium concentricum, 930 nucleotides long. RefSeq lists its product as uncharacterized. Gene Ontology annotation, molecular function: procollagen-proline 4-dioxygenase activity; L-ascorbic acid binding; iron ion binding. Bases 1 to 930 code for a protein of 309 amino acids. Gene Ontology annotation, cellular component: endoplasmic reticulum. Gene Ontology annotation, biological process: peptidyl-proline hydroxylation to 4-hydroxy-L-proline. Lineage: Eukaryota; Fungi; Ascomycota; Eurotiomycetes; Eurotiales; Aspergillaceae. The transcript has a single exon. The record is from RefSeq and is a predicted model, not a curated record.
AUGGCAGAUCAAGAGAUACCGGAAGGCUUCCUCCGGGCGCCAUCCACAAACGCAACCCUCCACAGACUCGAUUUCGAGCACACAUCCCCGCCGAUCCCUUCAUACAAAGGUCGCUUUGCCGCUGUAGUGGACAACUUCAUGACUGAGUCCGAAUGCAAAGAGCUUCUCCGCCUAGCAGAACAAUCAACAAGAACUCAAUUGCCAGAUUCCACCCUCUCGCCCCCCGUAUGGGAACAUGCGAUGAUCAACGCCGGCGGCGGCAGACAAGUAAUGUCCGUCGACUCGCGCAAGAGCGGGCGGGUCAUAUUAGACUCCCACGAUCUCGCAGGCAGAAUCCUGGAGAGACUCAUGCCUUUUAUACGUGAAUGCGAACUCGACCGCGUCCAGAGUAAACCACUGGUUACGGGUCUUGGGCCAGCGAAGCGGGGCGAAGUGCUCUGCCUCAGUCGGCUGAAUGAGCGUCUUCGGUUCUUACGUUAUGAGGGUGGUGAUUAUUUCCGGCCUCAUUGGGAUGGGUGCUUUAUUACACCCGAUGGGCUGGAGAAGUCACUGUAUACUAUUCAUUUGUAUUUGAAUGGAGAUGGGGAACAGGAUAUGGAAGAGUUGAAGCCUCAUAUUGAGCAGGCGGAGAAGACCAAUUGGUUGUUUGCAAGUGAUGGGGAGAUUGAUCUUGCUGAGAUUGGGUCAGAGGAGGUACAAGUUGAUCAGAGUUGCACUACAGCCGCGGAGUCAUUGGAGAACAGUGAGGCUCUUCUAGGUGGUGCCACCUCGUUUAUGGCUGGGAUAAGCUCGAAGGAAUUCGUUCGGAUCUUUCCAAAGACGGGGUCUGUUCUCAUAUUUCAGCAGAGGGAUUUGGUCCAUUGUGGAGAUGAUGUGUUUAGAGGUGUUAAGUAUACCCUACGAACGGAUGUCAUGUAUACUACUGAGUAG